ACCACCUUAAGACCCAUUACCUCCUCAUCCCCCUCCUCCUCGUAAUCCCCAAAUCUCUCUCCUAUAUAACCCACCCUCCUCCCCCACCCCUUAAAGCUCAUCCCUUUCCAUGGCAGAACCCAAGCAAAACCCUUCUUCUCCUUCAUCAAUGGCGGAGAACUCUUAUUCUUCCUCCCUGACUCUCUUCGGCUCCUGGGCAAGCUCCUACACCCACCGCAUCCAGCUCGCCCUCAAGCUUAAAAAUCUCACCUUUAACUACAUCGAAGAAGAUCUUGCCCAUAAAUCCCCUGCUCUUCUUCUCCACAACCCCAUUUACCAGAAAGUACCAGUCCUCCUCGCCGCCGGCCGCCCCAUCUGCGAAUCCCUCAUCAUCCUCCAUUUUCUCGACGACUUCUUCCCCUCCCCUGCUCCGCAACUCCUCCCCAACUCCCCCCACGACCGCGCAGCAGCCCGUUUCUGGGCCCAC
Molecule: messenger RNA, 466 nt
Organism: Phalaenopsis equestris
Lineage: Eukaryota; Viridiplantae; Streptophyta; Magnoliopsida; Asparagales; Orchidaceae
Product: probable glutathione S-transferase
Exons: 1
Biological process (GO): glutathione metabolic process
Cellular component (GO): cytoplasm
Molecular function (GO): glutathione transferase activity
Source: RefSeq, a predicted model, not a curated record